Acanthosepion pharaonis is the source of this 1629-nucleotide messenger RNA. Lineage: Eukaryota; Metazoa; Mollusca; Cephalopoda; Sepiida; Sepiidae. The record is from the annotation of a GenBank genome assembly.
AUGAUUGUUGCAGUUGAUGUCGUUGCUCGUUCUGCAAUCGAUAUAACUACAUUCAUAAUUGAGCCUGGCUUCAAUACGAAACGCAACAGUCUUGAAUCUAUCUAUCUAUCUAUCUAUCUAUCUAUCUAUCUAUCUAUCUAUCUAUCUAUCUAUCUAUCUAUCUGUGGAUGGGUAUAUGAGGUUUUCUGUUUGCGUCCAUUUUUAAAGAUUUUUCUUUCUGUUCCCGUUUCAGGUUUUCUCUAUAUAUGUCCUUUUUUCAGUUUUUUCUAUAUGCUCUCCUUUCAAGUUUUCUUUUUUCUGGUUAUCUAUUUUGUCCUCUUUUCAAGUUUUCCUCUACGUGUUCUCUGUCCCUGUUUUCUCUUUGUGUUCACUUUUCAUUUUGUCGUUGUGUUCUUUUUUUCAGGUUUACUUUUUUGCGUCCUCAUUUCAGAUUUUUGUCUUUGUAUUCUCUCCUCAGGUUUCCUCUAUAUUUUCUCUAUCCAGUCUAUCUAUCUAUCUAUCUAUCUAUCUAUCUAUCUAUCUAUCUAUCUAAGCCUGCCUUUUUCUAUCUUGCUUUUUUACUUCAUUCUAUCUAUCUAUCUAUCUAUCUAUCUAUCUAUCUAUCUAUCUAUCUAUCUAUCUAAGCCUGCCUUUUUCUAUCUUGGUCUAUAUGUCCUAGCUUAUCUAUCUAUCUAUCUAUCUAUCUAUCUAUCUAUCUAUCUAUCUAUCUAUCUAUCUAAGCCUGCCUUUUUCUAUCUUGGUCUAUAUUAUCUCUUGACGUUCACUACUAUCUAUCUAUCUAUAUAUCUCAGUUUCAUCAUUAUCUAUCUAUCUAUCUAUCUAUCUAUCUAUCUAUCUAUCUAUCUAUCUAUCUAUCGCAGUUUCAUCAUUAUCUAUCUAUCUAUCUAUCUAUCUAUCUAUCUAUCUAUCUAUCUAUCUAUCUCAGUUUCUUCAUUAUCUAUCUAUCUAUCUAUCUAUCUAUCUAUCUAUCUAUCUAUCUAUCUAUCUAUCUCCGUUUCUUCAUUCUAUCAUCUAUCUAUCUAUCUAUCUAUCUAUCUAUCUAUCUAUCUAUCUAUCUAUCUAUCUAAGCCUGCCUUUUUCUAUCUUGGUCUAUAUGUCCUAGCUUAUUUACUUCAUUCUAUCUAUCUAUCUAUCUAUCUAUCUAUCUAUCUAUCUAUCUAUCUAAGCCUGCCUUUUUCUAUCUUGGUCUAUAUGUCCGGGGAAAAUUUAUCUCUUGACGUUCACUACUAUCUAUCUAUCUAUCUAUCUAUCUAUCUAUCUAUCUAUCUAUCUAUCUCAGUUUCAUCAUUAUCUAUCUAUCUAUCUAUCUAUCUAUCUAUCUAUCGCAGUUUCAUCAUUAUCUAUCUAUCUAUCUAUCUCAGUUUCUUCAUUAUCUAUCUAUCUAUCUAUCUAUCUAUCUAUCUAUCUAUCUAUCUAUCUAAGCCUGCCCUUUUCUAUCUUGGUCUAUAUGUCCUAGCUUAUUUACUUCAUUCUAUCUAUCUAUCUAUCUAUCUAUCUAUCUAUCUAUCUAAGCCUGCCUUUUUCUAUCUUGGUCUAUAUGUCCUAGCUUAUUUACUUCAAUCUAUCUAUCUAUCUAUCUAUCUAUCUAUCUAUCUAUCUAUCUAUCUAUCUAUCUAUCUAUCUAUCUAA